Molecule: messenger RNA, 2665 nt
Organism: Raphanus sativus (radish)
Lineage: Eukaryota; Viridiplantae; Streptophyta; Magnoliopsida; Brassicales; Brassicaceae
Product: probable glycosyltransferase STELLO1
Exons: 3
Coding region: 263-2521 (752 amino acids)
Source: RefSeq, a predicted model, not a curated record
AUUGUCUCUUUGGGAUCUCUAGAUAAAUAAAUAAAGAAACAAACAAAGAAACUCACAAGUGUGUGUGUGCGCCCAUUGACCUCACAGCUCACAUACCCGACUUGCAUUCAAGCUUAAGCAACCGUCACUUCCAACCACCGCAUUACAUUCUGUUAGCUCUCUUCUGAUUCAGACAACACACCAACCAGUUUCUCUCUUGUUCUGUUGGAAAAAUUCACAAAUCUCAGUCCUGAUUCAGAAAGUUUCGUGCUUUUUGGAUCCGAUGUUGGUUCAAGAUCGUGCGGUGCCGAAGCCGACGAAGAUCCGACGAUUCGCCGAACCGAAAAACCUAGACUUCACCUCAUGGGUCUCCGAGAACCUCUCAAGAAUCGUCAUCUCCUCCCUCCUCAUCGUCACCGUAGCGUCAUUCUUCUUCCUCUACAACACCACCGACACCGCCUCCCUCCUCUGUUUCCACUCCCAGUCAACUCAAUCCCUCCAACCCCUCGCCCGUCCCCACAUCAAAUGGAGCUCGAUCCAAGUCCUCCCCGACAAAACCUCCCCUUACUCCACCUUCCUCACCGAGAGAUGGAUCGUGGUCUCGGUCACGAACCACCCCACCGAGGAGCUCAAAACCCUGGUGAAGAUCCGAGGCUGGCAGGUUCUAGCCGUCGGAAACUCGAUGACACCUAAAGACUGGAGUCUCAAAGGCUCCAUCUUUCUCUCCCUCGACGCUCAGGCUGAGCUCGGUUACCGCGUUUUAGACCACUUGCCUUACGAUUCCUUCGUGAGGAAGAGCGUUGGUUACCUCUUCGCGAUCCACCACGGUGCUAAGAAGAUCUACGACGCGGAUGAUCGUGUGGAAGUGAUUGGCGGUGAUCUAGGGAAGAGUUUUGACGUGGAGUUGGUUGGUGAAGAUCCGGUUCUGCAGUAUAGUCACGAGGAUCCCAACAGGACUGUGGUGAACCCUUACGUUCAUUUCGGACAGCGUUCGGUUUGGCCUAGAGGUUUGCCGUUAGAGAAUGUAGGGGAGAUUAAUCACGAGGAGUAUUACACCGAGGUGUUCGGUGGCAAGCAGUUUAUACAGCAAGGGGUUUCCAACGGUUUGCCUGAUGUUGAUUCGGUGUUUUACUUCACUAGGAAGACUACUUUUGAAGCCUUUGAUGUUAGGUUCGAUGAGCAUGCUCCCAAAGUGGCUUUGCCUCAGGGUGUGAUGGUGCCUGUUAACUCGUUCAACACGCUUUACCAUUCGGCGGCGUUUUGGGGGUUGAUGCUUCCUGUUUCGGUUAGUUCCAUGGCUUCUGAUGUGAUUAGAGGGUACUGGGGACAGAGGCUGUUGUGGGAGCUUGGUGGUUACGUUGCUGUUUAUCCACCUACCGCUCACCGGUUCGAUAGAGUCGAAGCGUACCCUUUCGCUGAAGAGAAGGAUCUUCACGUCAACGUCGGUCGUUUGAUCAAGUUCUUGCUCGCUUGGAGAUCGGGGAAGCACAGUUUCUUUGAGACGAUACUUGAUCUGAGCUUUGCUAUGGCUGAAGAAGGGUUUUGGACGGAGCAGGAUUUGAAGUUCACUGCUGAUUGGCUUCAGGAUUUGAUUACCGUCGGAUACCAACAGCCUAGGCUGAUGUCGCUGGAACUGGACCGGCCGCGAGCUGCUAUAGGACACGGGGAUAGAAAAGAGUUUGUUCCGAGGAAGCUGCCUUCGGUUCAUCUCGGUGUUGAGGAGACGGGAACGGUGAGCAGUGAGAUAGGGAACUUGAUAAGGUGGAGGAAGAACUUUGGGAACGUUGUUCUUGUUAUGUUUUGUAGUGGUCCCGUUGAACGCACUGCUCUUGAGUGGAGGUUGCUUUACGGCAGAGUGUUCAAGACGGUUGUGAUAUUGUCUUCUCAAAAGAACUCUGAUCUCUAUGUUGAAGAAGCCAAACAAGACCACAUUUACAAGCAUCUACCGAAGAUAUUUGAUCGGUACAGUAGCGCAGAAGGGUUCUUGUUUGUUGAAGAUGAUACAGUCCUCAACUACUGGAAUCUACUUCAAGCUGACAAGACUAAGAUUUGGACUACAGACAAGGUGUCAAAGUCAUGGACAUCAGUGAAACCGACUGGGAAGUCUGAUUGGUUCUCUGUACAAGCAGAGUUAGUGAAGAGAACCGUUAGUACAAUGCCGGCUCAUUUCCAAGUUAACUACAAGGAAGCAGCCAAGAACAAUCAAGAGGCAUUAACGGUAUGCAGCUCAGAGGUGUUCUACGUGCCUAAACGAUAUGUGACCGACUUUACCGAGCUUGUGGAGCUCGUUGGAGAUAUGGACUUGCAUUACAAGGUGGCUGUACCGAUGUUCUUCAUGUCGAUGGAUUCGCCUCAGAACUACGACCCUGUUUUUGGUUCGAUGGUGUAUAAGAGGAAGUCGUCUUCGUUUAACUCUUCUUUGAGUCUGUAUUCUGCUCAAGCACCUGCUGUUCACCCGUGGAGCAUAUCGAGCGAGCAAGAUUUUAUCAAAUUGGUUGGACAAAUGGCUGAAGGCGACCCGUUACUAAUGGAACUAGUAUGAUGAUGACAGAGUCAAGGGAUAGAGAGGUUGCAGUAAUGCAAUGAUAGAAGAAAAAAACAGAGUUAAUACAAAAGAUUUGUCUACUUUUGGUUCUCUUUCUAAUUUUUUUUUUGGAGAAAGUCUUGUAAUGUUCCUUUUGUAACC